AUGAAUAAUGAGCCCUUCAGCUUCAACGCGAACGCCCCGUCGUACUACCCCGGAAUGGCCUACCAGAGAGGCGGCCCAGAGAGCCAAGAAGAAAAUGACGCGGACAACGGUUCGUCCUGCCUGGGUACUGAAAACACAGAGGACCCAAUUGUGAAUGAGGUAGAGGAAAAAAUAAGACAAAUGAAAACAAGUGAUGACCAUCCAGUGGAGCCAUACGAAGAAGAAAAUGAUAGUGCCACGGACCUAGAUAAAAAAGACCAAGUAGAAGAUUCUCAAGGAGAGAAAAAUGUACAAACAAAAAGCAAAUUAAUUCCAGUCGAUCCUAGACAGCACUUAAAUAUUAUUUUUAUAGGACACGUAGAUGCAGGAAAGUCAACGGCCUGUGGAAACAUCCUUUACAUUCUGGGUUAUGUUGAUGAUAGGACUAUAGAAAAGUAUGAAAGAGAGGCCAAGGAGAAAAAUCGGGAGAGCUGGUUUUUGGCUUUCAUUAUGGACAUCAACGAAGAGGAGAGACAGAAGGGAAAAACGGUGGAAGUCGGUAGAGCCCACUUUGAAACCAAGGACAGGAGGUUUACAAUUUUAGAUGCCCCGGGACAUAAGAACUUCAUUCCUAAUAUGAUUAGUGGUGCUGCACAGGCGGACAUCGGUGUGCUCAUCAUUUCCGCUCGCAAGGGGGAGUUCGAGACAGGCUUCGAGCGCGGGGGCCAGACCCGCGAGCACACGCUGCUAGCGAGGACGCUAGGAAUAAACCAACUGAUCGUUGCCAUCAACAAGAUGGACGACCCCACGUGCAACUGGAGCGAAGCCCGCUACGACGAAAUACAAAAGAAAAUAACCCCCUUCAUAAAGUCGUGCGGGUAUAACAUCAACAAGGAUGUGUAUUUCGUACCCAUCUCGGGACUCACGGGACAAAAUUUGUCUGAACAUGUCUCCGAUCCAAACUCCAAGCUAUAUGAUGCAAGGGGUAGUUGGUAUGAUACAUCUAAGCCUACCUUGUUUCAAAUUUUAAACACGUUAUCACCACCCCCCUGGGAUGAAAAGGGACCUCUAAGAAUCCCUCUCCUAGAAGGAUACAAAGACAACGGGAUCAUAGCCAUAGGAAAAAUUGAAUCAGGAACUUUGUAUGGAAAUAAUAUGAGUUGUGUUCUUAUGCCAAAUAAAUUAAAAGUGAAAGUACUGAAUGUGUAUUUAGAGGAUGAUGAAGUUCCUUAUGCCAAGCCUGGAGAAAAUGUUCGUGUCAAGCUGUUAGGUGUAGAAGAGGAUCAAAUAAGUAAAGGGUUCGUCCUGUGCGAUUCUUUGAACCCAUGCUCCGUUGUUAGUGAGUUUAUUGGAAGAGUAGCAAUUGUAGAGUUACUUGAACACAAGCCAAUCAUCACAGCAGGAUAUUUCUGCAUCUUCCAUGCCCACACGACUUGUGAGGAAAUUCAGUUCCUAGACAUGCUAGAGGUCAUUGAUAAAAAAUCCAAAAAAAAAAAAAUAAAACCCAAAUUUAUUAAAAAUGAUUGUAUCGUGACUGCACACUUUUUGCUCUCCAACCCCGUGUGCAUAGAAGUGUAUGACAAGCUUCCCCAGCUGGGCAGGUUUACCCUGCGGGAUCAGGGCAAAACCAUAGCCAUAGGGAAGAUACUCGAGUUGAAGGGUUGA
Molecule: messenger RNA, 1644 nt
Organism: Plasmodium fragile
Lineage: Eukaryota; Apicomplexa; Aconoidasida; Haemosporida; Plasmodiidae
Exons: 2
Coding region: 1-1644 (547 amino acids)
Biological process (GO): translation
Cellular component (GO): translation release factor complex
Molecular function (GO): GTPase activity; translation release factor activity; GTP binding
Source: RefSeq, a predicted model, not a curated record